Messenger RNA from Asparagus officinalis (garden asparagus), 1925 nucleotides. Its product is annotated as protein MAIN-LIKE 1-like. NCBI's taxonomy places the organism in Eukaryota, Viridiplantae, Streptophyta, Magnoliopsida, Asparagales, Asparagaceae. The record is from RefSeq and is a predicted model, not a curated record. Gene Ontology annotation, biological process: meristem development; meristem maintenance. Bases 258 to 1925 code for a protein of 555 amino acids. The transcript has 6 exons.
UGGAUGACGGACGUGAAGGAGCUAGGAGGAGAAAUAAGUGCAGUAGAUGUGAUCAACCGGGUCACAACAAAAAUAGGUGUCCAGUUAGUAUUAGGCGUUGAUUUGUAUUAUGUAUCGUUUUGCACUAUGUCAUUCGUAGUUGUUAUCUUUGAAGCGUAUGAUACUCGUUAUUUGUAAUAUGUUCUGUAUGCAACUCCGUUCAUUUCACCCAUGCACUCUGUAUAUAUGCUCAUAUUUUAAUCACAGGUCUAUUCAUUAUGGAUCCGGGACCGGAGAAUCCCGACGUUUUGUACCUUCAGGCGAGUCAUUGUUCAGACCAUAUUGGUUCGGGAGAGCCCGUACCAGAGUACACGAUGAUCGAGCAUUCCCAUAGUCAUUCGGCAUGGGUCAUAGAGGAUGAGAGGGUACUAGCUUUGAUCGCUCAGGCCGGUUUUCGACCGUGUUCGACGAUUCGUUAUAUCAGGCUUGAUUGGCCGCUUAUCACUGCUUUGAUUGAGAGGUGGAGGCCAGAGACCAACACCUUUCACAUGCAUAUAGGGGAGUGCACGAUCACUUUACAGGACGUGGCCGUCAUACUUGGGCUCCGGAUUGAUGGACCGGUAGUUACGGGCACCGACGAUCAUAGUUGGCCGGAGGUAUGUGGCCGGCUACUUGGACAGGUUCCCGACUUGAGGAGUGGUGCGAUGAAGCUAUCGUGGCUUCGUCAGACAUUUCAGGGCGACAUACCAGAGGAUGCCUCUGAUGAGACGCUCCAGUUUCAUGCUCGUGCAUACAUAUUGCACAUGAUAGGGUGCGUACUAUUUCCUGAUGCGAGCAAGACUCUCGUACAUGCACGAUGGCUGCCACUGCUGGAGGAUUUUGGUGUAUGCGGGGCACUAUCGUGGGGCAGUGCGGUGUUGGCAUAUUUGUAUCGAGAAUUGAGUAGAGUAUCUCUGAUGCAGAAUAAAGAAUUCAAGGGAUGCUGUACGUUGAUACAGAUUUGGUCAUGGGAGCGCAUUCAUAUUGGACGACCCACUUUACUUAUGCACCGUGACUUAGAGGGGCAGUAUCCGUUGGCAUACAGGUAUAACGUGCGAUACGCUCAGUACAAAUCAGCGACGCGUCACCGUCAGUUUUACCGAAAUGAGCUUGAUGGCCUCCAGCAUGAACAGUUCAAGUGGAGACCCUAUACACCGCCGGAGCUCGAUAUACAUUCUCUUGCACCUAUCUGCCGAGAUAGUCCCGGCUUGUGGAGAGCCAGAGUUCCAUUGAUCUGUUGGGAGAUCGUAGAGAUGCAUGUACCGGACCGUGUGCUACGGCAGUUUACACUCUCUCAGCAUAUUCCAGAUCCUGUCGAGCAGAUCAAUCGUCGGCGGCGCCCUACAUCGCACCGGACUGACUGGGCCGUAGUCCGUGCGGACUACAUAGGCAGGUGGGUUCAGAGGUGGGAUUGCAUACAGGAUACGAGGCCCACAGCUGUUGACUAUACCACGUAUAUGCGUUGGUAUUGGGGUAUCACACGUAGAUGGAUCACGCGUGACCCACAGCCUUUAGCUGGACACAUGCCACGCCCACCGACAGAUAGUUACAUCCCUAGUGGGAUGAACGAGAGAGAUUACGUCCGUGUUUUAGAUAGCAUUGAUGCUGAUAUUGAUGCGCACGUGACUGAGAUUCAGGAUCAGGUGGCGUUAGGUCUCCUCAGCAGGAUCAAGAAGAGCAUAGCGCAGGUGUUCCAUAAGACUCACGUCGACGAGUUCGCAGGCCGUGAGGACAGGUCUCGCUCAUUUGGACGGGCGUACGCUCGACGUCGACGGCCGCGUGAUGAUGACGCCGGCACUUCGCAUGCCGAUGGAGCCGGCACUUCGCAUGCCGAUAAAACGCAGCUGGAAAAAAGUUGCAGUCACAAUUUGCCAGAGACUCGGUUCGCUGGAAAUUUUCGACUGUAA